AUGCCUUUGGAAUCUCGCCGGUAUCCAUCGCUGGUGAUGGGCGUUGUAACAAGUUCUAAUAUCACGCUGGUCAGCGAGGUCAGCGGUAUUCUCGGCUUAGGAUUCUCACGACACUCAGAAAUAUCUGCGAGGGCUGCAAGCGCCACGCCGUUUUUUUCGACCUUGGCUCAGCAAGGCAUACUGGACUAUCCGAUUUUUGGAUUGAGUCUUAAGAGGAAUGCAACCAGAACGUUUACCCUCGGAGCCAUUGAUGUAUCUGUCGUGCAAAACGUUAGCCAGGUUGUAUGGAACGAGGUCGUAUCAUUCUCUCCGAUCGGUACACAGACCAAUAUAUCUGGCUACUUCUAUUGGGUGAUUCGUAUGAGCAGCUUUGCGGUCAAUGGAACUCAAUAUACUCCUCAACCGACCUAUCCUGGCCCAAAUGGCAAUUCAUCGAUUGCUCUUUUGGACGUCGGCACUACAGGACUAUAUGGUCCAUAUCAAGAUGUCAGUUCCUGA
Molecule: messenger RNA, 498 nt
Organism: Suillus fuscotomentosus
Lineage: Eukaryota; Fungi; Basidiomycota; Agaricomycetes; Boletales; Suillaceae
Product: aspartic peptidase domain-containing protein
Exons: 6
Coding region: 1-498 (165 amino acids)
Biological process (GO): proteolysis
Molecular function (GO): aspartic-type endopeptidase activity
Source: RefSeq, a predicted model, not a curated record